GGCGGACACACGGCGCCUGAACUGUCCCCGCAAGAGACGGAGAGGAGCUGAGGAGGGUUUUUCUUUUCCGCCAUGAACACAGACAACAUUCCUGAAUGCCUUCCUGUGGAAGGAAGCACGACGAACACCUGCAGUGGGGGGGCAGAUCUGAAGCCAAAGGAGGAGGUGGAACAGAUGGAGCUCAAUGAGGUCCAGCUUAACAACUCAUUCAGUGUGACUGAAACGGAGUCUUGUGAAGAAACCACGCCUAUGAAGACCAAGCGAGAGGGAAGGAAAGACCGUGAGCCCUGCCCCCGGGAAGAGCAGGACGGCGAAAGCCGGAUAAAAGAGGAAGAAGAAGAUGUCAGCGAGGGCACGACGGAGGAGGGACCCAAUGGCGAGGGGCCGGAGGAAGCCGAGGAGGAUGAGGAGCGGGAGGGAGACGAAGAGGGAGAUGCUCUGAACGAACCGCAGGACCUGUCCCUGGUAGAUUAUGCGUGUUACGAGAGCGCCGCCCUGCCGGACGCCCAUGCAGCAGCCCCGGCGGGAAGCUACGUUUCUCCCCGAAGCCAGGCAGCCGGCAAGCUCAGCUGUGACAUCUGUGGCCUGUCUUGCGUCAGCAUCAACGUGCUGCUGGUGCACAAGCGCAGCCACACUGGAGAGCGGCCGUUCCAUUGCUCGCAGUGCGGGGCCUCCUUCACCCAGAAGGGAAAUCUGCUUCGCCACAUCAAACUGCACUCCGGGGAAAAGCCUUUCAAAUGCCCCAUGUGUAACUACGCCUGCCGACGCCGUGACGCCUUAAGCGGGCACCUGCGCACACACUCUGUGGAGAAGCCCCACAAGUGCAACCACUGCGGUCGCAGCUACAAACAGCGCAGCUCCCUCGAAGAGCACAGAGAGAGGUGUCAUGUGUACCUUCAGAGCAAAGGCCCUAUCGAGAGAGACAACAGCCACACAUCUAGGGCUCAGAUGGGCACAGAGCGAGCGUUGCUAUUGGACAGGCUGGCUAGCAACGUAGCCAAACGGAAGAGCUCUAUGCCGCAGAAGUUCACCGGCGACAACGGUGUCUGUCUGGACCUGAGCUUUAACAGGGAGCUGAUACACCCAACGGACGUUAUGGACCCCCCACUGAGUUCCCCAGGCCCCGACAUCCACCACCAACCUCAACAAGCCCUGACAGAUCCAGACCCUGAAUCAGCUCUACACAGGCACUACUCCAUUCCUUUGGCCCACAAUGACGUGAGUCCCUUGGGCCUCACCAACGGUCACAAGCUGGGCCUGCCAACACCAAGGCUCACCCACACAGCCCAGCCACCCCAGGGACACCCCAGCAUGGACUCCUUCCACACUGACCCUGCUCAGAUCCCCCAGCCUCUGACAUACAGCCUAGAGCGCUUGCUAGGGGCGGGCAAUCAUCACAAUGGCCUCCCCCACCCUCAUGCCCAGUCGAUCCCUGUGCCACCCCUGGAGGCUUUACGGGUGAUGAGAGCCAAUGGGGACUCGGGAGUGCUUUCCAGGGCGGUGUACCCCUGCGGGCACUGCAGGGUCAUUUUCCUGGACUAUGUCAUGUUUACCAUCCACAUGGGAUGCCACGGAUUCCGAGAUCCGUUAGAAUGCAACGUGUGUGGCCACCGCAGUAGGGACCGCUAUGAGUUCUCCUCACACAUAGCCCGCGGAGAGCACCGCCUCGAACCCAAGUAGCGCUUCAUGCCAGCACUCGCACAUACACACAGAAAGACACAUAUACACACAGGCCAUACCCACCUACACAAACAUAUCACACAAAGAAACACACACAUCGGGGCGUCCGGGUGGCGUGGCGGUCUAUUCCGUUGCCUACCAACAAGGGGAUCUCCGGUUCGAAUCCCCUUGUUACCUCCGGCUUGGUCAGGCGUCCUCACAGACACAGCUGGCUCUGUCUGCGGGUGGGAAGUCGGAUGCGGGUAUGUGUCCUGGUCGCCGCAUCAGCGCCUCCUCCGCUCAGUUCCGUGAUCCUCCCACACGCUACAUCCCUGUGGCGAGACUCCUCACUGUCAGGUGAAAAGAAGCGGCCGGCGACUCCUCAUGUACGGGAGGAGGCCUGUGGUGGUCUGCAGCCUUCUGCGGAUCGGCAGUGGGGGUGGAGCGGCCACCGGGACAGUUUGGAAGAGUGGGGCUGAGUACAACUGGGGAGAAAAGAAAUAAAAAUUGGGAAAAAGAACACACAUUGAUUCAGCCGGUUAGUAUCAAAAUGUAUAAAUAAAGCACAAAGUAGUAUUGUCUUUUCUGUGACUGUGUGUGUAUGUGUGUGUGUGUGUGUGUGUGCGUGCAUGUAUUUGCGCUGUAAAUAUUUUUAUAUAUAGGGACAAUUUUGCAUCAUUUUCAUACUUAAAUUUCUACUUUUGACGACUGCAAAUAACCACGUAGCUGCUGUUUAUAUCGCACCGAGCUCGAGCUGCAUUUACAUGUGCCGGAAAGGAGGAGGUGUCUAAACGUUCUCUCUACUUUCUGUUUCCUUGCCAUCGGCACGGCACGGACGUGUGAAACGAAAAGAAAAACCAAAGGGUUUUUUCUUCUUUUUCUUUUCCUGAUCCUGUCCAGUCUAUAUAUGAUGGAUGCUGGGCGAGGGGUCUAGCUGUACUGUAAGGCUUCCCAGCUCAUGACUGCAGAAUAAAAAGCUUA
Messenger RNA from Lampris incognitus (smalleye Pacific opah), 2640 nucleotides. RefSeq names its product zinc finger protein Eos-like. The record is from RefSeq and is a predicted model, not a curated record. Gene Ontology annotation, molecular function: DNA-binding transcription factor activity; RNA polymerase II cis-regulatory region sequence-specific DNA binding. The transcript has 8 exons. The coding region runs from base 73 to 1680 and encodes 535 amino acids. Gene Ontology annotation, biological process: regulation of transcription by RNA polymerase II. Lineage: Eukaryota; Metazoa; Chordata; Actinopteri; Lampriformes; Lampridae.